Molecule: messenger RNA, 817 nt
Organism: Entelurus aequoreus (snake pipefish)
Lineage: Eukaryota; Metazoa; Chordata; Actinopteri; Syngnathiformes; Syngnathidae
Product: P2X purinoceptor 7-like
Exons: 3
Coding region: 61-690 (209 amino acids)
Source: RefSeq, a predicted model, not a curated record
UACCGGAAGUAGCGUGACGUCACAAGAGCUGGGGCUGCUGAGUCUUUCCUAUUGUUUUCAAUGAUGGCCGCCAGAAGUGAGAGCGAUUCCGACCGAGAUAGCGACGAUUUCCCCAUUAAUUUGAGCGAGGAUGAAAGAUUUUUGGAUGAGGAAAGUGCAAGUGAAGGACUAGUGGGGAUUGGAAGCCAUUCAGAAGCUGUUUUAGGGAUAGAGCCAUACCGCUUUGAACCCGACGCUGACGAAGACGGUCAGGAGGACGCUGCUGCUAUUGAUGCUGGAGGAGCACACGACAUAGAUCGCCUUCAGAAUACAGAAUGGUGUACAUGUCAAAACUGUGUGAACAUGGAGACAGUGGCUGAGUGUCUCUGCUGUCGUGAGCUAGAUGCAGUGGCCAGAACGAUGGAGGAGGAGAGGGUGGAGACGUGCAUCAUAGACCACCCUGGCUUUCCAUCUGUGUGUCUGGAUGAAUGGGUGCUGCAGACAGCUUAUUACGCCUACGAACAGCAAUAUGGCAUGCUGCAGCAACAGCAAAAUGAGCGGAGACGACACACAGCCUAUCGACAGUUUGUCCGCUUCUGCCGGGGAUAUCUGGGAAAGGACAUAAGGGUGGUACUACCAGCUUGUGUAGUACAUAAGAUUAGGACAACAUUCCCAUCGAUGGACUACACGGGGUUCCAAGACGUGCAGUGACUGCAACACAAUCCACAUGGCCACUGUACUUAAUCAAUAAAAGAAAUCAAUCAAUCAAUCAAUCAAUGUUUAUUUAUAUAGCCCUAAAUCACAAAUGUCUCAAAGGGCUGCACAAGCCACAACGACA